Molecule: messenger RNA, 2156 nt
Organism: Nezara viridula (southern green stink bug)
Lineage: Eukaryota; Metazoa; Arthropoda; Insecta; Hemiptera; Pentatomidae
Source: the annotation of a GenBank genome assembly
GUUUAAUAUAAUGCAUUAUUUACUACAAAACAGAUUUACUAAAUAAUUACUGUUUAGUUUUUCUGUUAGUUAAAUAAAAACAAUAGAUAUUUGAACUUAUGAUAUGUCAUCAAAGAGUUUAGAAACGGUUUGAUGGAUUUCCGAUGAUCAUCAGUGAUGUCAGUCCUGAGAAACUUGCUUAUACUUCUAGAAAUGGUUAUAAACAGAGAAGGUUUAGUAGAUUGAUUGGAAAUUUUAUAAAAUACACAUUUGUUUAAAAUGUCUACCGUAAUAGAACAUGUUGAAGAACCUGUGCAAAUGCAGACACAAAAUAUUAUCAUCAUUCAUCCUGGAUCCCUAUAUGUUAAAAUCGGUCGAGCAUCUGACUUAAAUCCUUGCACUGAACUACAUGCUGUUGCAAGGAAAAGGCUUCCUGGUGGACUUGUUCAUAGAGAUCCAAUAUUACCUCCACUGAUCCCAAAACUCAAGGAUCUGGAAGCCGAGAGGGAUGCUUGUCGCCUUCAGGUGUCACAUACGCUUGGCUCUUGUUUGAUGUCCAACAAUCAGCGAAGGUAUGUCACCCCACCUCAACAAAUAUCAGCUUUCAAUAAAAGAGUAAUUCCAGAAGUAGUUGCUGAAAUUGGUGCUAGCUGGGUUAAAUCGGAGGAAAAUGUUGUAUUUGGUGAUAGUGUGUUACAUCUCAAUCCUGCCUUGGAUUUUAAUGUUCACUUUCCCAUGAAACGAGGAGAUCUUAACCGACAUUCAGGUGUAGGAGGUUCUCUUACAGGUGUUCUUGCAGAUUUACAAGCCAUAUGGUCAUGGGUUAUUAGUGUUAGAUUGGGUAUACCUCUUCAAGAUUUAAAGAAUUACCGAGCUGUUCUUGUUAUACCUGAUAUUUAUAAUAGACAGUAUUUAAAAGAAUAUGUGACACUUUUACUGGAUAUGGGGUUUUCAUCGUGUUUCUUACUGCAGGAUCAUGUAGCAGCCACAUUUGGUUGUGGAGUUGGGACAGCUUGUGUUGUUGACUGUGGACAUUCUAAAACAUCGGUUUCUUGUGUGGAAGAUGGUAUAUCUCAUCCUGCUACUAGAGUACGCUUACCAUAUGGAGGAGGUGAUAUAACACAAUGCUUUUACUGGCUACUGAAAAAAUGUGGGUUUCCUUAUCAAGCAGAUCCUGAUUCAUUUCAUGACAACAUGUUACUUGAUAAACUAAAGCAAGAUGCUUGCCACAUUGAAUUAGAUAUUUGUGGUUGCAAGGAGUUAACGUUUACAGUCAAUAAACCAGAUUCCCCUGUAUAUAAAUAUACUAUUCAAAGUGGUGAUGAAGCAAUCAUUGCUCCACUUUCUUUAUUUUACCCAGAAUUAUUGAUACUGACAGGACCUAAACAGAUAUCGACUCAAGGGGCUAAUACAGGUGAUUCUACUGAUCCACACGAUGCAGAUUAUUUACGAGAAACAGGUAGGAAGAAGGAGUGUGAAGUUGAGGCAGACGAAGAGCUUGCAGAAGUUGAGGCAUCUGGUUCAGGAGAAUUUUGUACCAACGAAGGAGGUCUACUCCCUCUUGACCAAGCUAUUUUGCAAAGUAUACAAAAAUGUGGCUCUGAUGAUCUCAAAAGAAAAAUGUAUUCGUCCAUACUUCUUAUAGGAGGAGGUUUGAAAUUUAAAGGAAUAAUAUCUUGGUUAGAAAAAAGGCUUUCUCAACAAAUUCCUAUUCCUCCAAAAGAUGAUGGUGAGCGUAGUGUUAUGGAGGGAAAAGAUGCUGCAGCUGUUUGGAAAGGGGCUGCCAUUCUUGCUUGUCUUGAAUCUGCCGGUGAACUGUGGAUUUCAAAAGAUGAAUGGCUCAGAUUUGGAAUCAAAUUGAUACGAGAAAGAGGACCAUUCCUUUGGUAGCUAAUAAUGUUACCACUUAAUUUUUAUAUUACCGAAGACUGAUUUGUCGAUUAACUGUUCUGAUUGAUUUUAAUUGUACUACAUCCAUUUAUAAUAUUUAAUUUCUUCCUCUUUUAUACUUUUAUAGUUAUUUGAUUCUUAAAAUAAAUAAAUUUUUAUCAGUGCAUACUUGUUCUUUUAUUAAUUUUUAAGUUUACUGUUUGUAACUUAUUAUAAGUAGUACCAUAACAUAUGCAUUGUAUUCCAUAUUGAUGGAAAAUUAUUUUCAUUAUACAUUGUUACAUUAA